AUGGCGUCGGAGCGCGGCGUCACCUGGCACACGCCCACGCCGCCGCCGCACCUCUACCACGUGCCGGCGCCGUCGCCCCCUGACCCACUGCAGGCAAUUAAAGGUGCGGCCGGCAAUUCAGUGUUCCGACACACGGCGACACCGCCCGAGCUCUACAGACACACGCCCACACCGCCCGACAAACAUUUAUUAAGGCAUACUCCAUCGCCAGGUGAUGUCAAAGCAAAUGCUACGUUAGCUUCAGCUGAGCUGUACCCACAUUUAGGUCCAGGCCGAGAUAAGCUGGUGCGCGCGGAGGAGUUGCUCGCGUACGCGCGCGGCGGGGGCGGCGGCGUGGACCUGACGGUGGGCGGCGGGCGCGGCGCGAACGGCUCGCCCGCGCCCGCUCUGUCCGUGCGCGACGCGCCCACCAUCAACAGCCUCAUAGCGCGCGCCGCGCCGCACGCGCCCCUCGCGCCACACGCGCCCCAUGCGCCGCACGCGCGCCCACCCGUCGCUCGCGUCGACGCACUGCUCGAGCGGCUCGCGCCCGCCCCCGCCCCCGCGUCCGCGCCAGCCUCCGCGCUUUCCUCAGCGCCCGCGCCUGCUUCCCCGCACUCAGUCAUCGUACACCCGCGCGCCGCGCACACGCCCUCACCACCAUCUUCUAAUGAGGACUCUACGGAUUCCUGCGGCGCGCCUCCGGGAGCCAAACGGAAACGGAAACCGGAACGCACUAUCCGUAUGCCUGCCGUGCAACCGCCAAACACUGAGCCGCAGCGAGCACCAACGCCCACACCGGAACCAAUCGAAACUCCCGUACUAGCGGCACGAGUCUCCCCACAAGGGGCACGAUCCUCCCCACAAGCGGCACGAGUCUCCCCAAAAGCGGCACGGGUCUCCCCACAAGCAGCACGGGGCUCGCCAGUAGCUGCACGAGUCUCCCCACGCACGGCCCGAGUUUCCCCACACACGGCACGAGUUUCCCCACAUAUACAAACAUUGACGCCGGUCGAGAACGGAGACGCUCACACCCACAAUGGACCAGUCGAACGCCCACCCACACCCACCCCCACGCCUACGCAACCAGACCAACAACACUCAAGAAGAAAAACUCGCUCCGGCUCCGCAGAAACUAUAGACGAUAUCGCCGCCAUGAUAGCCAGCACUGACAGUCGGGAACCAUCGGAGCCGACACCAGUUCCAGACAUACCAGAAACGCCAGUCUCGGUGGAUAAACUUAAAAGUGUGCUGGCCAGUCCGGAGCCUGAAACAAAGUCUGAGCCGGAGAAAGAACCCGAGGCACCCCCUGUAGAAGCGGCCGCAGCGCCACGUAGACGUAGUGCUCGGACUUCUAAUUCUGAAUCUACUAAUGUACCUGUUGAAUCACCAUCAGAGGCAAAACCCGCUGAGCCUGAAGCUGAAGCAAGUAGCGCGGAACCAACAGCUGCUAGUUUUGUGGAAGUGGAGAACCAGUUGGAGAAGAUGUUCGCCGGCCUUGAGGAAGAAGCGCCCUCUAACGCCGCAGAACCAAGCGAAAAACCACAAACAGCGAAAGCGAAAAAGCGACGAAAAUCUGCACCGACUAAAGGCGAAAAGAAAGUGACAAAACGGGCCGGUCGAGCGUCGACUGAAGAAACGAGGAGAAAGACACCGAGGCGGAAAGGCGUUGAGACGACGAAAAAGGCAAAAGACGCGAACGUCAAAGAUGCGUACGACUCGGGAAGCAAUGCUAGCUCGAGUCGAUCGCGAGGACCUUAUAUACAAAUCGUGGGCCCGUGCGCGUCGCCGGUGUCGGUGGCGGUGGUGAACGCGGCGGCGGGCGAGGAGGCGGGCGGCGUGGCGGGCGGGGCUGGGGGCGCGGCGGGCGGCGAGUGGCGCAACGGAUUGCGUGCGCGCGGCCUGCACGCCAGCACGCUGGGCCUGCGCUACGACGCGAGCACGCCGGAUGCCUCCUGGCUGUGCGCCUUCUGCGAGCGCGGCCCGCACGCCGCCGCGCUCGGCGACCUGUUCGGCCCCUACGCCGUCGACACCGACUGCGACGAAUACAGAGCACUGGAUGAGGUCUCUCGCCGUCGCUUUCCCGUGAUGUCGGGCGGCGUAGAGGUGUGGUUCCACGAGGAGUGCGCUGUGUGGGCGGGCGGCGUGGUAGCCGCGGGCGCGCGCGUGUGGGGGCUCGCGGCCGCCGUGUGGGGCGCGCGCGCCGCGCUCUGCGCUGCGUGCGGGCGCGCCGGGGCGGCCGUCGCCUGCGCCGCGCGAGCCUGUCGCGCGCGCGUCCACGCUCCCUGUGCGCCGCACGCCCACUGGUGCCUGCUGCACGACGACUUCCGGGCGCUGUGCCCGCGGCACGCCCCCACACCCUCCCCCUCCCCCGCACCGGCGCCCGCGCCCAACCGGUAA
Parnassius apollo (apollo) is the source of this 2379-nucleotide messenger RNA. Lineage: Eukaryota; Metazoa; Arthropoda; Insecta; Lepidoptera; Papilionidae. The record is from the annotation of a GenBank genome assembly.